This is a messenger RNA of Cetraspora pellucida, 368 nucleotides long. NCBI's taxonomy places the organism in Eukaryota, Fungi, Glomeromycota, Glomeromycetes, Diversisporales, Gigasporaceae. The record is from the annotation of a GenBank genome assembly.
AUGAAGAAUCUGAUACUAAUGAAUCUUUAAAUUUAUGGGCCAAUUCAGUUAUUUCAACUACUUCAAAUCAUUCACAAUUGCUUUUAAGAAUGGUUGUUUCUAAUGUGUUGCUCUUUACAUUUGUUGAAAAUGAAGAUACCAUUGCUGUAUUUAAGUUUUUAGCACCAGGAAUUAAAUUACCAAAGCUAAAGGUUAUAGGUGGCAAAGUGUUAAUGAAAAGUGCUCAAUUGUUGCAAAAUAAUAUUAUUAAAAUCACCAAGAAUGAUACGUAUGGUGUAACUGCAACAUUUGACACCUGGACAAAUGUGAAACAAGAGCAUAUUUUGAAAGUAGUUUUUAUAACUACAGAAGGACAAUCUUUAAUCUGA